Molecule: messenger RNA, 1335 nt
Organism: Cercospora beticola
Lineage: Eukaryota; Fungi; Ascomycota; Dothideomycetes; Mycosphaerellales; Mycosphaerellaceae
Source: RefSeq, a predicted model, not a curated record
UUAGACAAGAACUACUUGCCAGACAAAGACAGCGCCACGGCGCAUCUUAUGAAUAAGAGAUACAAAGACUUCGCGAGAUUGCACUUCUCCAUCUCGCCUGAAAUUGUGUUCGAAUAACUCUCGCGCAUCUUGUCCAAACAUCCGCAAGUCAGAGCUGGUCUCAAUCACAAGUCACUGUCAAGCGCAGUGAACAGCGGACAGUCGUAGCGAGCUGUGAAAAAGAACAAUCACGCGUGCCUAACUCACCGGGCCUCGAACGCAUGACGGAAGUGUUCCAACUACUUAUCUCAGGCCUGGCGCCGACGAGAAUAGAACCAACGCCAAGGUCCGACCUCAAACCUUACAUCCUGAGAGCAGGCAGGAUGCCCAGCAGAAAAAUCCCGUUGCUACCAAAAUUUGGUCGUCCGACACAGGUACCAGCCGAGUGGAAUGUCUCACCUUCGGUGGAGUCAGAAAUCCCAGACACGCCGAAAGCACCGCGCGACUACAACACUUCAACGAACGACACUACACUACCUCCUGCUACUAACCCCACAUUCCCUUACACGACACAAGAACGCGUAGUCAUGUCUGCAAACCGUCGAGGCCCUGUUACAGUGCCUAUCAAAACCACAGGCGCGUUCUGGAUCGAGCCAGCACAUAUCGGAGACCCCUGCACGAUCUCAUGUCUAGAUCAUAUCCUAUCGUGCGGCCACAAGAUCAUUACAGCAUAUCCUGAGCCUUGCGCGAGGAACUGUCAUACGCGCUCGCCACCAGACCUCCUUCAGCCUCGAGAUAUUGGCGAAACUUUCCGCUGUACGGCCUGCAUUAUCGAACAUCUCUCUCAACGACGUCGGGCACGUUCACAAAGCUAUAUGAACGAACUCCUCGACGCAGCUUCUCACACCUCCAAAGACGAAUCCUGGAUCGCAGCAAAACUCGACCUCGUAUCCGUCGCUUGGAAAGACGAAGACGUCGAAGAAUUUCAAUCACUUUCUAGUCGUGGGAGAUCUUGCACUGCGCCUUGGAUCGAUCCGGAGUUUUCGGAUGUUGUGGAAAUCGCAGGGAGAGAGAAAACUUCUUUUGGUUCUGGUUCGCAGCAUGGGAGGAGUGCCUCGAGGUCGACCUUUGGGGAGAUGAGUUCGCCGCCUUCGCCGACGCCGACGAUUGAGAGUGUGGGGUCUUCUUCGAGGCAUUCGAGGAGUUCGUCGGCGGCGACAUUUUCUUCGCCGUUUCGGGCGGGGACGUGGCAGUGAGAGGGGUAUAGAUGCAUUUGAGGAGCGACUGCUUUCGCGAGAGGAGACAUUUGUGGGCAUUUUGACAUUUCAUGUUUGGUGAUACCUGGGCAUUUGUAUU